CUAUUGCUGCCGUAUUGUGACGCUGCGUUGCGGCGCUGGCUGUGUGCCAAAGCAAGCUCUCACUUGGGUUCAAAUUCGGAGACAAGGACCCGGACCAGGUCCCCCUCACACAUAUCGACGUCGAAUUCCAUCUCCCGGACUCGCCCCGCUCUCUCUCCCUUUUUGAAUUUCAAAUCUGGUGACGACCGGAUUUUGGGGUCGCGUGGGGGUGUGCAGGAUGGUGUGAGUCAAGGUUUCUGCGACGAGACGCUGCGAGAAUCUUUGUCUUGGCGGUCAAUCGGAGGGGAGUCAAAUGUGUGGAAGUGGAGGAGUCGUCUGUUACUCUCUUAUUUUCGUUUGAGACGGGUUGUCUCUUCACCCUGUAAUUUGCAAGACUCUGAAACGCAAUUGGAGCAAUAUGGCGAUGAGGGCGCUCCCCGUGGGCUCCCUGCACUCUAUUAUGGCAGCAGUUGGGAUAGUCGACUCCGGAAACCAUAUGGCUGUGGUCGCCGUUUCCUUGUUCGUGACCUUGCUCUGCGCUUGCAUUGUGCUGGGUCACAUGAUGGAGGAGUUUCAGUAUAUCAGCGAAUCAGUCACCGCCAUCUUUCUUGGUUUCUGUACAGGGAUCGUUGUGCUGGUCACAAGCAGUGGAGCGAGCUCUCACGUUCUUCAAUUUAAUGAGGAGCUGUUUUUUAUAUAUUUACUACCUCCUAUUAUUUUCAAUGCUGGUUUCCAGGUCAAGAAGAAGUCGUUCUUCCGGAACUUUGUUGCCAUUAUGCUUUUUGGAGUAAUUGGAGUUUUUAUCUCUGUUGCUAUUAUUACAGCGGGUUGCAAGUUCAUGUUUCCGAAGUUAGGACUGGAGAAACUGGUGAUCGGCGAUUACCUUGCUCUUGGGACCAUUUUCUCUGCAACGGACUCAGUUUGCGUCCUGCAAGUUCUUAAUCAAGACGAUUCACCUCUGCUGUAUAGUCUUGUGUUCGGAGAAGGAGUUGUGAACGAUGCUACCUCGGUAGUCUUAUUCCGGGCUGUGCAGAAAUUAGCUUUGAAACAUUUCACGGGUAUGGAGGUGCUUCAAAUUUGUGGAAGCUUCUUGCAGCUCUUCUUCUCCAGUACUGUCCUGGGUGUUGCGAUUGGAUUAUUAAGUGCUUACAUUAUCAAGACUCUUUAUCUUGCAAGGCAUUCUACCGACCGUGAAAUUGCACUAAUGACAAUCAUGGCUUAUCUGUCAUACAUCUUGGCCGAGCUUUUCUACCUGAGUGGAAUUCUUACCGUCUUCUUUUGUGGCAUUGUAAUGUCACACUACACCUGGCAUAACGUCACUGAAAGCUCACGAGUAACUACCAAGCAUGGAUUUGCAACCAUGUCUUUUAUUGCAGAGACGUUCAUCUUCUUAUACGUGGGAAUGGAUGCGUUGGACGUGGAUAAAUGGAAUAUGGUUCAAAUAACUGCAGGAAAUUACUUCGGCCUCUUUAUGACUCUCAUAGUUUUAAUCUUGGUCGGUCGAGCUGCUUUUGUGUUCCCGCUGUCUGCACUCUCCAACUAUAUGCGCAAGAGCAGUGAUACGAAGAUAACUUUCCGACAGCAGAUUAUGAUCUGGUGGGCUGGAUUGAUGAGAGGAGCAGUGUCCAUUGCCUUGGCAUUUAAUCAGUUUACGAGUUCUGGAGAUGCAAAGAGUCCAGAGUAUGCGGCAGCCAUCACCAUCACAAUCGGCAUUGUUCUGUUUAGCCUGACGGUCUUCGGGACGGCCACAAAGCCAUUGAUGCACUGGGUGCUCCUUCCGACUUCAAGAUCAGAAUUAGGCGAAUCUGAGCCAAACACCCCCAAGGAUUUCGCUUUUGCUGAUUUCCAUGUUCCUCUACUGUUGGGAUCCAGCCAGCAAACUGGGAGCCCCCAUCCCGGCCCACGAAGAAGCUCGUUGGCUGUGCUUCUGUCUGCUCCCAGUAACAUCAUUCACGAUGGAUGGAGAUCCUUUGAUGAUGGCUAUAUGCGACCUUUGUUUGGUGGCCGAGGUUUUGUACCCUACAACACCGACGUCCUAACAAACGCGGAGGAUGAUGCGGCGUAUCCAUUUCACUCCCCCUUUCACAGUCGCUCUUAAUUUGCUUGACGUGGUGUGAAUUCGGUGGUUUAGCCCUUCCUCAUUUGCGUAUCGCUCUCAUCUGAUCAUGGAGGGAUAUGAAGCACAUUCCCAAUUGUGUUGUUGCUGAGUUGAUUGUUUGAAACUAGUAAUUGUUGAAACAUAUUUUGAAACACGUAGGAGCAGUAUCUAUUUCAACAUGAUUUGAACAUAUGACUUUAUAUCAUUCUUUGUGAGUGGGAAUUCGUAUAUCUUAGAGACAUGUUUUCAGCUUGUCAACAUUGUGUUUCCGGAGGUAGUGCCUAUAAAAGCAAGAGGUUUAGUUCAGCUUGGUAAAAUUUUAAAACAAUAUUUGAAGCGAUUCUGUAAGUAGAAAAGUAGUUAGACAUUUAUGAUUGUACAGGUUGUAUGAGCUAGUUUGCGAUUGUACUUUUAUCUAUUUAAAUUACAUGGAAGUUGGUUUUCACUCUUUA
Messenger RNA from Physcomitrium patens, 2529 nucleotides. The record is from RefSeq and is a predicted model, not a curated record. Lineage: Eukaryota; Viridiplantae; Streptophyta; Bryopsida; Funariales; Funariaceae.